AUGUAUUCAGACACGUGGAUUAUUCUUUUAGCCCUGUGGCUUACAUCUGCUUCCUCAAGUCAAGGAGUCUGUAAGAAACAAAGAGUCAGCGCUCUACUUGGCUCUUCUGUGGUCUUGCCCUGCAACUUUUCAUCAGAUGACUCCAGCUGGGUUGAAUGGACUCAAGAAGAUGGACAAAAUGUGGACCUGGUUCGUCUCUCAUCUAAGGGACGCAUUCUUUACCUGGACCCCAGAUCUGGCAGAGUGAAAACCUUUCCCCUCCAGGCUUCAGAGAGGAAAUACUCUAUCAUCAUUGAUGAGCUCCAAGACUCUGAUAUAGGUUCUUACUACUGCAGGAAGAGCAAUGAAUGCUUUGAAGUGAAGUUGUCCAAAGGUCAAGGAGUCUGUAAGACACAAAGAGUCAGCGCUCGACUUGGCUCUUCUGUGGUCUUGCCCUGCAACUUUUCAUCAGAUGACUCCAGCUGGGUUAAUUGGACUCAGGCUAAGGAAGAUGGACAAAAUAUGGACCUGGUUCGUCUCUCAUCUAAGGGACGCAUUCUUUACCUGGACCCCAGAUCUGGGCGAGUGAAAACCUUUCCCAUCCAGGCUUUAAAGAGGAAUUACUCUAUCAUCAUUGAUGAGCUCCAAACCUCUGAUAUAGGUUCUUACUACUGCAGGAAGAGCAAUGAAUGCUUUGAAGUUGAAGUGGAGUUGUCCAAAUACAAAGAUGCGGACGUUUCACUACUGAGAUACGUUUUCAUUGGAAUGUCUGCUGUCCUUUUUCUGAGUGCUGUUGUCUACUUCAUAAAAUGGUCCUGUAACAAGCACACACUGGACAGCACUGCCGAUCCAUCAGUAGAAAUGUAACGGGUAAUUUGAGAUCAAAUGGCCCCAUUAUCUGGUUACAUUAGUCACUUAAGUUACACAAUCUUCAUGGUCGCCGUCUUCUUAUUGUUGUUAGCUCCAUCCUCUCCAAUUCUUCUAGCUUUCAAAACUAAAAAACCUUCCCAGAAUUAAACUCUAUGUUAAUUUUCCAAAUGAAGUAAUGCUAGCAUAUCUACAUGUGGUAAAAACAUGUCAUAAGGUAAUGUAAAUAUGCUUAUGCAAAUUUACAAUGCAUUCUUGGAAAAUCCUACAUAUUAUUGUUAACUAAACAAAAUUAUCCUACCAGGAGUCUUAACUUAAAAUGAAGGUUGCUGCUCUGGAUUUGGUUGGAGUAUUUUGUUUGAUGGUUCCUCGCUUCACCUGUUGGAUUCAUUUUUGAUGUAAUAUUUUGUAGUGCAGUUUUACAUCCGUAGGUUGUAACAGGAAAAGUGCAGUUAA
Xiphophorus maculatus (southern platyfish) is the source of this 1302-nucleotide messenger RNA. RefSeq names its product polymeric immunoglobulin receptor-like. The coding region runs from base 1 to 846 and encodes 281 amino acids. Gene Ontology annotation, cellular component: external side of plasma membrane. The record is from RefSeq and is a predicted model, not a curated record. Gene Ontology annotation, biological process: T cell costimulation; negative regulation of T cell proliferation; immune response. NCBI's taxonomy places the organism in Eukaryota, Metazoa, Chordata, Actinopteri, Cyprinodontiformes, Poeciliidae. The transcript is spliced from 5 exons.